Messenger RNA from Anopheles stephensi (Asian malaria mosquito), 6952 nucleotides. Its product is annotated as fatty acid synthase-like. Gene Ontology annotation, biological process: fatty acid biosynthetic process. NCBI's taxonomy places the organism in Eukaryota, Metazoa, Arthropoda, Insecta, Diptera, Culicidae. Bases 33 to 6791 code for a protein of 2252 amino acids. The transcript is spliced from 5 exons. The record is from RefSeq and is a predicted model, not a curated record. Gene Ontology annotation, molecular function: fatty acid synthase activity; 3-oxoacyl-[acyl-carrier-protein] synthase activity; phosphopantetheine binding.
UCGUCCAGCCCAUCAGUGUAUUCGCGUACGCCAUGAAGACUAUCCACGGUCCUGCGAUCGAGCCGAUCGAGUCGGAGAGUUCGAUUGUCAUUUCGGGCAUAGCGGGCAAAUAUCCCCGUUCGGACAAUGUGCAAGAGUUUGCCGACAAUCUGUACAGCAAGAUUGAUCUUGUCGAUGAGAAGGAGGAUCGCUGGCGCCAUACCCAUCCGGACAUACCGAAGCGGCUGGGUAAGCUGAACACUCUCGCCAAGUUCGAUGCGGACUUCUUCGGCUACAGCCCAAAGGAGGCGCACACGAUGGAUCCUCAACAUCGGAUACUGCUAGAGCACUGUUACGAGGCCGUACUGGACGCGGGACUGCAUCUGGAUGAUUUGCGUGGCUCCAGAACGGGUGUGUUUAUUGGGUUCUCCAUGUCCGAGACGGAGACCUACUGGACGUACAAGAAAACGCGUAUGCCCUACAAAAAAGUAAUGCUGGGCUUCACGCGGAGUAUGCUGGCGCUAAAGAUAGCGUACGCGUUGGAUCUGAAGGGACCAGCAGUGACGGUGGAUACGGCAUGCAGUAGCUCGAUGUACGCUCUCGAUUGGGCCUGUAAGGCGAUCCGUCAGGGCCAGUGUGAGGCUGCUUUUGUUGCCGGUACUAACCUCACACUUCAUCCCUACAUCACGCUUCAGUUUGCGCUGCUCGGAGUGCUUGCUGCGGACGGAUACUGUCGUCCGUUCGAUAAGCAAGCCUCGGGAUACUCCCGAUCCGAGGCUAACGCCGUGAUUCUGCUCCAAAAGGCGAAGGAUUCCAAGCGUAUCUACGCGCACGUCGUGAACACCAAAACGAACUGCGAUGGAUACAAGCUCGAGGGCAUUACCUUCCCGUCGAACAAGAUACAGAAGCAGCUGCUGGACGAACUCUACGCCGAAGUUCCCUACGAGCCUAAGGACGUGAGCUAUGUGGAAGCGCACAGUACCGGCACGGUAGUAGGUGAUCCGGAAGAGUGUGACGCCAUAGAGAAGGUGUUCUGUCCCGACCGGAAUGGUCCACUCCUUGUCGGUUCGGUCAAAUCGAACAUUGGACAUUCGGAGCCGGCGGCAGGAAUCUGCUCCAUCACCAAGUGCAUAAUCGCGAUCCAAACUAACCUUAUUCCGCCGAACAUCCACUACACGGAACCGCGCAAAGAUGUACCGUCGCUGCUGAACGGUCACCUCAAAGUGGUCGACGUAGCGACACCACUCGAUGGACCAUUGGUUGCGGUGAAUUCUUUCGGCUUUGGUGGCGCCAAUGCACACGCCCUACUGCAUGCUCACACUCGGAAGAAGGUGUCCAACGGUCGCCCGUCGGAUGAUCUUCCACGGCUAGUGGUUUGGAGUGGACGAACGAUCGAAGCGGUCGAUCAUUUGCUGGAAGGAGUCGCCAAACACAACUUUGACCCCGAACUGUACGCACUGACGCACAACAUUCAGCGAAAGGAGCUCACCAAAAUGAACAACCGUGGAUACGCAAUACUUGCGCGCCGUGAAGAUGGUACGGCAGUUGUCAUGCAGAAGAGUGUGGCCAAAGCCCGAAAGGCGUUACCCAAGUUUGCCAUCGUCUUCGCACAGAUGGAUUACGAUUGGCAAACGACGCUGCGUGCGUUUGAGAAGUUCCCACCGUUUAAAUCGUCGGUGGAACAGUGCUUAGGUCUGUUGAAGGCUCCCGAGUAUGAGUGUAUCUUCAGCAAGGAUCAGCACGCAACCAUUCUGCAGCGAGCCGUUUGGACGUUGAUCAUACAGAUCAGUGUGUACCACACACUGAAGGCGAUCGGGCUUCAGGUGGACCAGUAUGGUGGAUACUCGAUCGGACAGAUUACAUGCGCGUACAUUGACGGUGUACUGUCCCUUUCGGAUGCGAUACGGGUGGCAUUCACCCAUGGAGUUCUGCUUGGUUCGUACCACAACCCGGAGACGUUCAACUAUCGUGACAUUAUCACGGACAAGGACUUGAAUGCGAAGCUGGCGUCGGUGUUGCAAUCUUUCCUGUUUGCGACCCCCACCAAGAAGUGGAAGACUGCUACAUCGGUGCUGUCUUUCCGUAUCUACGAUCCAAAAUCUUCCGCACAGAUAUUCAACAGGAUCGAUAGUGAUGCCGUAGUGCUGCAACCACUUCCUUCGAUUCAAUCCACCGAUAACAUUGUGAAAAGCUUCCUCGCUACCAUAGGGCGGGCUUUCGUCGAGGGACAACACUGCCGGCUGCUCGAUCUUUAUCCCGAGGUAAAGUUCCCGGUCUCACUGGAGACUCCCAUGAUCGGGCCCCUCAUCCAGUGGGAUCACUCCAUCGACUGGCACGUGGCCAACUUCCAGACCAAAAAGAUGGUGGAUCAAGGCUCCAACCAAUACACGGUCACACUCGCCGAGCAGGAGUACAUUGCCGGACAUUGCAUCGAUGGCAGGGUGCUGAUACCGGCCACGGAAUAUCUUUAUCUGGUGUGGGAUUCUUUCACCAGCAAAACGGGAACCAUCCCCAACGAAGUGGCCGUUGAGUUUACGGAGGUAGAGUUUCUACGCGCCACUACCAUUACGAGCGGUCAAACGGUAACACUGUUUGUCGAGAUUAACGACAUCAGUGGUCACUUUGAGGUGACCGAAGGUUCGACGCUGGUCGUGAAGGGAUAUAUUCAACGUCUCAACAACUUCAAGCUGCACUCCAUUCAACAACGAAACACUCAAGCCGUUACACUUCCAACGAAGGACUUCUACAAGGAACUGCGGCUCCGGGGCUACCACUAUGGAGGAUUCUUCAAGUCCGUGUUGGAGGCAGCUGCUGAUGGUUCGUGCGCAAACAUCGAAUGGAAGGGCAACUGGACCGCGCUGUUGGAUUGUAUGCUUCAGAUCGCUAUCAUUGCGGUGGAUUCUCGAUCGCUCGUGAUUCCUACCCGCAUUGAGUCGAUCAAGAUCGAUCCCAUACAGCAGAAAUCGUCGCUGCAAGCCAGCGAUGAGAACGUUCCCUUCUACAGCGUGUGUUUCGAUCGCGAUCUUAACCUGCUGCAGAGCAGUGGUAUUGAGAUUCGUGGACUUAAUGCGAGCACUAUCGCCCGCCGACUGCCACCGGGUGUUCCUGUGCUGGAGAGUUACAAGUUUUAUCCCUAUUGCUCACGGCAAACGAUUCAACCUGCCCAAGCUGCUUCUAUUAUUCUUCAAACCAUUCUUGACAAUCAGACAACAUUGGUUUGUGCUGUUACGGAGAUUCACUCGAAAACGAAGGACCCAAUCAUCACCCUUUUUGGUGAUGCGAUCGGCGAUUUGCCGUUGGUGAAAGCUCAUCUCACGCUGCUCUCCAGCGCGAAGCCUGAGCCCAUUCCGAACGUCACCAUCUCGGAGGAAAAGCUCAUGAAGCAACGCAACGUUCUGCUGCUCAUCUGCGAGAACCUCUUCAACGACGAUGAGUUCAUCUCGGAUGCUAUCAACUCGCUUUCCGACCAAGGCUUCAUACUGCUCCGUGAGUCUGAAGGAUAUCAGCUCCAGGAUAGCCAUCGACGACUCCAGCUUGUCAGUACCAUCCCGAUCGAAGGUGAGACAUUCCUGCUUCUUCAACAAAAGAAGUCCGCAAUGAACACCUCCGUCGAUGCUCACGUCAUCAAGAUAUCUUCCAACGAUACUGCCCUGAACUGGCUGCUCGAGUUGAAGCAAGAGGUGAAAACUAAACCUAUCAUCCUCGUCGCCCAGAAUGAUCCUUCUUCGGGUAUCAUCGGACUUGUGAACUGUAUCCGCAAGGAGCCCAACAUUCAAACCGUUUCCUGCUUCUUCAUCGACGAUCCCAACGCACCUGCGUUCGAUCCUUCCAACCCAUUCUACAAGGACCAGAUCGAGCUCGGGCUGGCGAUCAACGUCUAUCGCAAUGGACAAUGGGGAUGCUAUCGCCAUUUUAAGCUGCAGGAGGAGCCUCGAUACGAAUCGAUCACUAACCACUGUUUCGCCAAUUGUGUCAAGCCUGGAGAUCUAUCUUCAUUCACAUGGAUGGUUGGUCCGCUGAGUGAGCAACCACCGACAGGUCCUUUGGUCAAAGUCGUAUACAGCUCGUUGAACUUUAAGGAUGUUAUGCUGGCCACUGGACGCCUCACCGUGGAAACGUCCUUUACUAGUCGCUUGCAACAGGAGUGCGUUUUAGGCUUCGAAUACUCUGGUGUUACGGCCUCAGGUAAGCGUGUGAUGGGAAUGAUACCCGCUGGAUCUAUGGCAACGAUGGUUGAAGCUGAUCCGUUCUUCACUCUGGACGUUCCUGAUGGGUGUACCUUGGAGCAGGCGGCUUCCAUUCCUACUGUGUACGCCACUGUUUACGCUGCCUUCUUCAUUUGCUCUCACAUUCGCAAAGGAAACUCCAUUCUCAUUCACGCUGGGACGGGAGGCAUCGGUCUGGCCGCUAUUCGAGUGUGUCUAGCCUACGGACUCGAAGUCUUUACCACCGUCAGCACCAAGGAGAAGCGUGAGUUCCUGCUCAGUUACUUCCCCGAUCUAAACCCCAACAACAUCGGUAACUCCAGAGACACCUCCUUCGAAACACUCAUCAAGGAGCGUACCGAUGGCCGAGGUGUUGACUUCGUUCUCAACUCUCUGUCCGAGGAAAAGCUUCAGGCUUCCAUCCGUUGUUUGGUUAGGGGAGGACACUUCCUGGAAAUUGGAAAGUACGACAUGAUGAAGGACUCCAAGCUGGCGAUGGCUCUCUUCCAGAAGGGUAUCACCUUUACCGCCGUGCUCGUCGAUUUAUUGUUCAAGGAAAAGCGAGACCUCAUGCAGGUUUUGCACAAGCUCAUUGUGGAGGACAUCUCCAAGGGCAUCAUUCAACCGUUGCCUACGACCGUCUUCCAGGCGCAUGAGAUCGAGCAAGCGUUCCGAUACCUUGCUACGGCUAAACACAUCGGAAAGGUUGUGCUCAAGAUUCGGGACAACGAGGACGAUCUCGCAUCCGUCCCGAUAUCCUAUCUUCCGCGAGUUUACUGUAACCCCGAGCAGAGCUUCGUCAUCGCUGGUGGUCUUGGUGGAUUCGGACUCGAGCUGGCCGAUUGGCUCAUCAUUCGUGGAUGCCGUAAGCUGGUGCUCAGCUCCAGCAGAGGCAUCACUAAGCCUUAUCAACAGUACCGCAUCAACACAUGGCAUACAUACGGAGUUCAAGUACUUAUCUCCACGGAAGACAUUUCCACCGAGAACGGAUGUCGCCGACUGCUCCAACAAGCCAUCCAGAUGGGCCCCGUCGCCGGUAUCUUCAAUCUCGCCGUGCAGCUCCGGGACGCCAUCAUCGAAAACCAAUCGGUGGAUAAGUUUGCCGAGUGUUUGGCUCCUAAGGCCACCGCUACACAUCACCUCGAUCUCAUCAGUCGUGAGCUGUGUCCCAUGCUGAAGCACUUCGUCGUUUUCUCCAGUGUUUCGUGCGGACGUGGAAACGCCGGCCAGUCGAACUACGGUAUGGCGAACUCCAUCAUGGAACGCAUCAUCGAGCAUCGUGUCGCUCAGGGCCUACCUGGAAAAGCCAUCCAGUGGGGAGCCAUCGGUGAGGUCGGUAUCGUUGCCGACAUGCAGGAGGAUAAGAUCGACAUGGAGAUCGGUGGUACAUUGCAGCAACGUCUCUCUUCCUGCAUCCAAGUACUCGAUCAACUGCUCACCACCGCUGAGCCUGUUGUGGCCAGUAUGGUUGUGGCCGAGAAGCGUAGCUCGAGCGGUGGAGCCAAGAACAUCGUUGAGGCUGUCAUGAACAUCAUGAACAUUCGCGACAUGAAGUCCGUCUCGGUCGAGAGUACUCUCGCUGACAUCGGUAUGGACUCGCUGAUGGCCGUCGAAAUCCGACAGGUUCUGGAGCGUGACUUUGAUAUCAUUCUGACGCCUCAGGAUCUUCGUACACUCACGUUCUCCAAGCUCCAGAAGCUGGCCGAUGCCAAGGCCGAGAAUGAAGCUGUCGAAGCCGCUACUCAACAGCUUCAGCUGGAGGAUUUGUUGGCGAGCUUCGGUGAUGAAGCCGCCAGUCAUCACACUGUCCUCCGGCUACCCUCCAAGUGUAACGACCUCGAGUACGAUCGACCUGUGCUGAUCAUUCCGGGAAUUGAAAGCGUUUGCAGUCCAGCCUGGACGAAGAUCGCUUCCGAGAUCAAUGCUCCAACGUUCAUGCUACAGACGUUUGCCCGCGCUACCGACGAGCAGACCAUCACCGGAAUCGUUGACACCGUGUUCGACGAGAUGUUCGAGACUGUCUUCGCCAAGGUGGAACAGUUCCUGGUCAUUGGCUACUCCUUCGGGUCGUUGUUGGCGCUGGAGAUCGUGAAGCGCCUGGAAGCACGAUCACUUCAAGGAAAGCUGAUGCUAAUCGAUGGCUCCCCGUUGUAUCUGCAGCGCUUCGCUAGUAACCAUCUGUCGGGCUUUGACGAUGAGCAUCUGCAAAUGGCAAUCCUGACACUCGUACUAUCCAUUGUCCUUCCUACAGCUACACAGGACAUUAUUAAACCCAUCAUGGAUCGAUCGACGUACCUCGAGCGGGUAGAUACGCUAAUGGAGGUUGCCCGUGAUUCAAAUCCCUUCUCGGAAGAGUACGCUCGUAAAAUGAUGCGCGUUUUGUUCUACCGACUAAAGGCGGCAAUGAACAUGAGUACGGAAGCGAAAGAAAAAAUCGUAUCACCGCUCGUACUCGUACGAUCAGCGAAAAUCGGUGACGUCGAGGAAGAUUACGGCUUGAGCGAGUUUACUGUCGCGUCGCUGAUCGUGAAGAUUAUCGACGGAACGCAUCAGACCAUGCUGGAGAACCCAGAACUCAUCGAGAUCAUCAACAAGGACACGCUUUAGGAGUUAUAGGGUGCGAGGAACGUUUUUUCUUCUGAUUUACUUUACAUUGUUUUAUGCGCAAAUUUAUAGGAAAUGUUUGUAGGAAAAUGUUUGUUAUCAGGCCAUACAAAGGAUGUGGAAAAGUGAUUCUAAUAAUAAAAAACCAAUCACACAUAGUGCAA